Molecule: messenger RNA, 1200 nt
Organism: Boeremia exigua
Lineage: Eukaryota; Fungi; Ascomycota; Dothideomycetes; Pleosporales; Didymellaceae
Exons: 3
Coding region: 245-1063 (272 amino acids)
Source: RefSeq, a predicted model, not a curated record
GUUCGUCAGCGCUAUCCUUUUCACUCCUCGUCUGAACUCGCUGACUCCUCACCUCUCGCCGCACCUAUACUUUACUGAAGACUACUUGUACAUACGACAUACUGGCGAACUACUCCUCAAAGGGCUUCCAUUCACGUCGCCGUGCAUCGCUCAUGUACACGUGCAUCCAAGACAGUUCGCUAUCCAUCCAUAGACAAGGACCACUUGCCAGACCUAUUUGGCGCAGGCCGCCUGCAAAAGCACCAUGAAUCCGCACCUCGAGAGUUCGGUCGCCCUCAUUAUCGCCCGCGAUGACGAUCCAUGGAACGCGCUAGCUCGCCACGACGAGAAUGUUGACGACGAUCAGCGAUGCUGGUCUUCCUCUUCGAUUACCAGUUCCUCUCCUACUGCUGUAUCUGCCUCCAACGAGCCCUCAAUCUUCACUAGACCUACAUCGUACGGCACCGGUUAUCCUGUGUGCCAGUAUCAAAACGAGGGCAAGGCGACCGCUACAUAUGCAGCAUCGUUGUCUGCAACACACGGUUCAGAACCUGAAACAGAUGCCGAGCGUGAUGACGCCCUCGGCGUCAUUCUCUCCUUUGCGGGAGCAUGGUCGUCGAGUCACCAAGUACAAGAUCAAUGUCUCCGGAAGCGUGAGAACGCAAAGCUGAGACUACCCAAGACCCGUCUCAAAAAGUAUCCGGUUGUCAUCCACCAAACCACAGAGGAUGAAAGUCCUCUUCCUCAAGAUAUCCCGCCAGCCCCCAUUACUGCAGGGCCACCAAGCAGAGAAGAUCGAAGGUGUCUCUUCUGUCGUAUACCUCGACGGCACUGCAUCGUGUUUGGUUUGAUCUGCCUCACAGUUUUGACGAUUCUUUCGAGUGGACUCACUGUCUAUUCCACGAACAGAGUAGAAAUGAAAAUGCGCAAGCGAGUAACUUUCGUUGCUGCCACAACAGUGUCCUUUGAGACCGUUGUCACGAUGCUUGCAGCGCGUCGCCCUCCAGCAGAAGCAUUGGCCCUUGGUCUUUUCCCACUGAUUAUAGGUUUCAUGGUCUUACUACACUUUGAUAGCUUUUUCUGACGUUGGGAGGCUACUUUCAAAGCAGGUUGUGCCUAGUCGAUUGGCACAUUUCCCUAACACACGACAUCGUCCACUGUCGUUCAGUACGGACUGAUCUCUGACAAUGGAUUAGAUUGUUUGCUUAAUUGAGAGGAUUG